GCACGCUUCAGCUGGAUCUUUACUUUGUGUGUUCCUGCCAGAAUGUGAACUUGGACGCGACACCGUUGUGCCAAAGGCUUCAUCAGGAUCCUGGAGGGAAGGUAAACUGGAUCCGAGAGACGCCCCACUUUUCCAGCUCAAUGUUGCGAUGCAGUAUUUUGGAUGUGCAGAGAAAAGUUGGCAGACUUGUCCACGGUGUCGGGGGCAAAAUGAUUUAGAUAUGCCAGACUUUGUAUUUUAAGAGGCAGGGGGGGGGGGGAUUAUUUCACCACACUGGAAUGGUUUGCGUAAAAGCCGCAAAACACGGAACAUGAGAGCGGAAUUAUGGAUCAUUUAUCCAAACUAAACCCGUUUGUAGCAGUCUACAAUUAACUUUACCUUUUUGGAGACUGAUGGAAGUUGACAACUGCGUCGAAAACCAACUGCAUUCAUGUCCGAGGGAUUGUGUUAAACCAAUGAGUUUAGUCAUGGAUGAUCAUGGAUCCCAGCCCCAUCCACGCAGCUCUGCUCUGAGGGUGUCGACUAAAAGCAAAGCACCAUCUCCGCCUGGACUAAAAAAGCUGGAAUCCCCGGGUUUCUCCCAGUGGUACCCAGGACACCCUCAUUUAACAAUGGACCAGAAGGAGAACCUCAUUGAUAAAGACCUCUCUCUGGUUGUGGUUCUGCCAGGUGGAGUAGAAGAGAUGACCACAGUCCAUGGAAGCAAACCCCUCAUGGAUCUAUUAGUGACGCUUUGUGCAAAGUAUCACCUGAACCCGUCGAGCCACACCUUAGAACUGGUCACCACCAACAAGAACAACACCAAACUCAAGCCCAACGCUCUCAUAGGAACCUUGGAUGCAGAGAAGAUCAUACUUAAACCGAAAGGGGAGGAUAAAAAUAAGAAGGCGGGUCCUCAGAUGCCUGAGGCAACUGUUCGGAUGGUGAUAAACUACAGGAAGACCCAGAAAACUAUACUACGAGUCAAUCCUCGAGUGCCCAUGGCUGAACACUUACCAGCCAUCUGUGAGAAAUGUGAAUUUGAUGUGGAGACUACAGUUCUGUUAAGAGAUGUCCAAUCACUGGCCCCUUUGGACUUGUCCUGCUCUCUUAAUGAUUAUGCAAUAAGGGAGAUUUAUGCAAGAGACACUAGAGGACAACCUGCUUCUCCUUUGAGUCCAGUCUCACCAACACAUGCAGGAGCAGUCACGCCGGGCAAAGAUAAAAAUCAGAAAGAGAAAGAAAACAAAGGCCUCUUCAGCAAGUUUAGGAAAAGCAAGAAAAAAUCUGACCAGGCAACGACAGCCAGCGCCCCAGCUUCCCCUGUGCUUGUGAACAAGCCUCGACCUCUCAGUAUGGCCUUACCUAUUUCCAACUCGUCUCCGCUCGGCUCCCCCACACUACCCGCCGAUGUGCCAAAGAAGAGACGUGCACCCCUGCCCCCGAUCCUCAUGUCACAGAGCUGCUCCUCGGACCACAGCACUCGCCGGAGAAUAAACUCUGAACCUGGUACCCAACUGGACAGAGACCAGAUUGCUGGUUUAAGUCGUGGGUCCUCAGCUGAGUCUUCACUGAAGAGAACCAAACGCAAAGCUCCUCCACCCCCCACGUCCCCUAGUGCUGUUGUCCAAGAAACAGCUCCUAUGGAUGAAACUUUGCAAGGAGGUGCAGCUGCUAACACACUGGAGGAGAUUAUGGAGCAAGAGGAGACGGCUGCCUCUGCAAUGUCUGCAACUGCUAGUGAAACCCAGGGAGAGGACAGCAGCCUCAACAUGUCUGCUGAUGUCUCGUUGCAUUCCCCGUCCCCAGAUACUGAGAUACUGAGCACAACGUCCACGGAGCGAAAUGGGGAAGAUCAGUCUUGUGAUCUGUCCUCAGAUGGCAAUCAGCUGCAGAGCACAAUGAAUGAUUCUGCAACUCUGAGUGUGGUGGUGGCAACUGAUGGCACAGACUCAUCUGAACCAGCAGAUACUAAUAGUGGUCCAUGUUCAGUUGAAAAUGUAAGCCAACACCCGGUUUGUGAAGAGUCUACACCUCAAAGUGUGGACUGCAGCACUGUACCCAGCAGCCCCCCUCUGCCUGUGAUGCAGGAUGCAGAAGCACAGGCCUCUGUUGAGGCAAACACUGAAACCCUCCGGGAGCAGACUGACAAGUUGGAGAGCCCGGUAGCUACGAGCACAUCACGCCCCACUGGAGGGGAUGCUCAAGUGCAAACAGAUUUCACACCCCUACCUGUGCCUCCACAGCAACACACGGACGCAGUCCCCUCCUCAGCUAAUGCUCCCACUUUUGAAUCAGCGGGGAAGAAAGAUAUGGCCACUGCAACAGAGGAACCGGACGCGCCUGACCUCAAACAUGCCUUAUCCCGCACCUCGGAGACCUCAUCGUGCCAAGACUCAACAGCAAGUGCUCCUGCCACAACAAAGGCGUCGACUAUUUAUGCCACAAACUCUGAGCCAAAGCCCAAGCCUUCCAACGAGCUGACAAGGGACUACAUCCCCAAGGUGGGGAUGACAACGUAUACUAUCGUGCCUCAGAAAUCUCUGGAGAAACUGAGAUAUUUUGAAGUUGCACUGAUACUGGAGCCGCCUCCUGCAGCUCCAGAAGAGGGACUUGAUAUUGGUUCUCUUCAGUUGGAGGAGAGCACAGCACCGAGGGGACAGACGGAGGUCCCAAAGGAAAAAAGUGAGCUGCACUCAACUACACCCAGGGAAGACAUACUGACUAGCACUACUACUACUACUACUACCCAAGACACUGUUAAUGGAAGUAUACCUGUAUCCAUUCCUCCCUCAUCACCAACAAGUUUACCUAACGCAGAUGACAAGAUUUCAUCCUCAGCUAAUGGGGCGUCCCAAGCAGGUUCACCAGCACAGGUCAAGGAGAUGAAAAUUCCACCCGCAACUAAACCUAAGCCGGGUUCUUUCCGCUUGGCACAGCACAAAAAAACACCUGGGUAUUAUGUAACCUCAGCAGCAGAAAAGAGUCUCGCCACCAGUCCUGGCUCUGGCCAGAGGGAGGCUCAAGGAAGUGCAGAGAGAGCAAAGUUACCACCCCCUCCUCUUCCACCUCCUGUGCAGUGUCAAGAGGAGACAACAGGGGCCGCUAACGUCGAGCUCAGCCCUAAGGGGGAUGACAAGAAUGUAGCCUUCCAGCAAAUGACAAGGCAAAGUAGUUUGCCAUCUAAAGAGCCAAGCGGACGGUUAAGCUUGGAGAAAUUAAGGAGCUUUGCCGCCCCUAGGCCCUUUUCUCCUACAACCCCAUCCCGCUUCGCCCAGGCAGUGUCCUCUGCUGUGAAAAGGAGCCACUCCUUAUCCCAGUGGCCAAAGUCGCCUCAAUCUCCUGUUUCACCACCCGUCUCCCCAAUCACAAGCCCCUCAUCAGUCACAGAGUCGGGAGGAUUUUCUGAGCUCAAGGACAGUAAACAUACAGAGCUGGAUGGUGACAAGCACGACACUCUGCAGGAAGUAAAGCCCGAAACACCAUCUUUUAGUGGAAUUGUUGAAAUGCAAGGAGAGAGCAGUCCAUAGCAGUGCCUUCAUUCCUUUGACGAUAUAUCAUCUACUGAGGAGCUUAUCCUGUCUACUUUGACUUCUCCACAACCCUUUAUCCCAUGACACAGACGCAGGAACUGUCUUUUGUUUUACCUCUUUUGGUAGUCUCCAACAGUGUACAUAAAAUAAUGUAUUUUGAUAAUUAAUAAUUGCUGUAUUUUGGUUUAUUUUCUCACAUGUCAUUAAGUAAUACCCCUGGCGCUGACAUGCACAUUUUAAUGCUUCUCUUUUAUUUUGUGUGAUGACUAUCUUGCAUUUGGUGUGUCACUGUUGUGAGUGAACAAGAACGUGAAAUGAGAACAAUUCUAUAAAUUAUUAGAACGUGUAUUAUCUAAGUAAUACUGGAUGUGUAGGACGGACCAGGUCUGACCUAUGGUACUUAAAUGCUCUUUAGAUUAUAUGUCAAAUCUAUAUUUAAGUAUUACAGAGUUUUUGAUUAAGCUGCAGAAAUACACUGAUGUGCACAGCACACAAUGUUCUUGUCAAGCAGUGUUGUUAUGAAUAAAGCUUUUAUCAUUUCACUU
Molecule: messenger RNA, 4057 nt
Organism: Epinephelus moara (kelp grouper)
Lineage: Eukaryota; Metazoa; Chordata; Actinopteri; Perciformes; Serranidae
Gene: cobll1b
Product: cordon-bleu WH2 repeat protein-like 1b
Exons: 14
Coding region: 393-3509 (1038 amino acids)
Molecular function (GO): actin monomer binding
Source: RefSeq, a predicted model, not a curated record